Xenopus laevis (African clawed frog) is the source of this 3825-nucleotide messenger RNA. RefSeq names its product kinesin-like protein KIFC3. NCBI's taxonomy places the organism in Eukaryota, Metazoa, Chordata, Amphibia, Anura, Pipidae. The coding region runs from base 1330 to 3624 and encodes 764 amino acids. The record is from RefSeq and is a predicted model, not a curated record. The transcript is spliced from 14 exons.
AUAUAUAUAUAUAUAUAUUUAUAACUUUAAAAAUACUUACAAUUUUUGGUGUUACUAUUCCUUUAACUGUGAGUGUUACAUAAAGAAACCUUUGUACUUGCGCCUGUGUUACACCUACAUUUUGAACAUAUGAGAAGACCUCAUGAUCACAAAAAAGUCCUUUCUCCCUCUAGGUGCUGGCAUUAGCGAUUGUGAGCAAACUAUUUAAUUUAAUAAUCUGGCAAGCUUAUAACAUGUGGUUAGGUAUGGUUCUCCCUCCUGCUAAUGAGUGGAAACAUGGGAAAGCAAGAGCAGAAGUAAGACACUGAAUGAGAUGAAGGAGUCAAAGUUGGAAUGUAGAAUAAAAGAGCAGAACAGACUUCAGAAAGCAUUGGACGAGGUUCAUCUGUUCAAUGGACAUUUUCUUUCCUUCUUUCUUUCUCCUAUUAAAAAAAAAGAUAGGAAAAUAUAGGAAGAGGCAGCAAAGAAAGGGCAUGGGAGAUAUAUGGCUGUGGAAAGAUGAGAGAAAAGCAAGAGAAAGAAAAGUAAACUUAAUGAAAACUUAAGGGAAGCAUGUUAAAGGACAAAUAAAGUACUGCUUUUAACUGUAGAGAAGGAGUGUUAUUGAACAACCUAAGGUUGUAGCUUAUUAUGCCAUUUUUUGUUGGGGAACUGUAUACCAUUUAAUUCUGUGGGUCAGAGCACCAUUUGAUAUUGUGGCCCUCUUAAUGCUGGCAAAUGUGUCAAGUCAUGCUGUGAGUCACUGGCUGAUAAAUACAUUUAUGAUAGAGAUUGCACAGAUAUAGAAAACAACAAGAGAGUGUGGUAUCCACCAGCAGAUAUAGUCUACGCACAUUUGCAACCAUGUUAUCUGCUUUUAUAUGCCCCUUUAAAAAUCACAGCUUUUGGGCCGUAAUAAAGCAUUGACCAUGUACUACAGCAUAAAUCAAAAUGCAUGCAUGGGUAAAUACUUCUUUAAAGCAAAAUGUUUGGCUGCAUGAGAAGGCACUUUAUCUUUAUCUUGUGUACAACAAUCAGAUAUUUAUAUGUUGAAACAACUUCCCUAGUUCAGCUGUGUGACUUCUGGGAGGAGCAGUGCAACUAACAAAGUUUUCCUCUCUAGGCAACCAGGUGUCCCUGGAGGCAGCUUAUUUAUUGUCAGAUACAUAAAGAGACACCAGACAGCUUACAUACCUAUAGACUUCAUAUAGCAAGACACAUUAAUAUAGUUUUACUUUAGCUACUUUGCUUCUAUUCCUCAUAUCAUUAACUUAAUAAUAAUCAGUUAUUCUGAGAAAGACAACGGUGAUAGAUUUUCAAGAACACAUCCUGCUGCAAGUUUUAAGGCAAAUGGGUUCUGGGGCAUCUAAAAGCGAUCCAGCCGAGAGACACAAAGCAAGAGAUAAUGAGGAAAAGGCCAUUACACAAAAUGGAUCUGCUUCCACCCUACCAGCUAACAGUUCAAUUGGAAAGCAGAUGGGACAAUCAAACUUGGAAGAUGAGGAGAUUGCAGAAGACAUUGAGCAGAUGGUGCAACAUUUUAAUAAGUCUCCAGAGACAACAGAGGUUGUUACUGGAAUGCAGAGCACACUGGAUACAGAAGAUGUGUCGCUGACCUUUGAGAGCUUUCUUCACAGAAAUGGAACACUUUAUACAUGUUUCACUCAAAACGGCACAAGAAUGUAUUUUGAUGAUGAAAAGGGCAUUGUGCCAUUUCCUCAAGAACUUUAUAGCGAAGGGAACUUCAUUAACACCCAAAACCAGACACCUAAAAAAUCUGAUGGCAUCAAGCAAGAUAUUAAUGGCGUCCCUAGCUAUUUGGAAAAUGAGCGUACAAGUUCUUUCUACAUACCAGGAAAGGGAAUGGUUAUGACAUAUAUUUUUGAGGAAAGAACCAAUGUUUGCCGAUAUUUCGACAGUGAAUCAGGUGCUUGGCUUAUUUUGCCAUUAUUGUGGGAGAUGAACCUCGAUUUUACCACAAGUCGUGUACAGCAAGUGAAGGAAGCUUUACCUGCACUUACAGAUUACAGAGAGAUUAUGGCAGCCCUUCGGCUCUGUAAUUAUGAUCCUGAUGAAGUAAUUUCUGUGUUUUAUGCAAUAUUCGGCGAUAGCCUUGAGAAUUCUACAUCAGGAAAUCAAAACUUUGAACAAAUGUUUUUGCAUCGAGAUAUCCAAGAAAAUAAGAAAAUUAUUGACAAUUUAAAUGAAAAGCUACAGAAUCGGGAGAGAGAACUUGUAAAUCUUCGUCUAAAAUGCCAGUACCUAGAAGAAGAAAAAGUUAAUCUAAACCAUCGUACUGAAAACUUGAACAAAAAAAUAACAGAGCUGCAAGCAGAACAUGAAGUUCAUCUACAAGAAGCAGUCCGAACAGAAAAGUCAGAUACUCCGUUUCAGAGCAAAGAGAAAACAGUUUUAACUUUAAAAAAGGAAUCUUUAUUAAAUAUUUUGCAAGAAUCUCGUGAACUUAAUGUCUGUAACAAGCAGUUAAGAGCUGUUACUAAAAAUGCCUUGUCUGAGAUUGGACUACAUUUGAAGCACCUUCAGAACACAACAGAAAACAUGGAUAGGUCAAACAAAGAAAUGGAGGAAAUACGUGCUCUAUAUCAACGGGAAUCUCUUGAGCGAAAAAUGUUGUAUAAUCAACUUCAAGAACUCAGAGGAAAUAUUCGUGUUUUUUGCCGUUGUAGAAGAGACGACAAGAAGGGUGAUCAUCUAGAAUUCUUUACCAAUGAAGACAUUCUAGUUAAUAAUAAUGGAAACAAAAAGAAGUUUAGGUUUGAUCAGGUGUUCUUGCCACAGUGCUCUCAAGAAGAUGUCUUUGAAGGGACACUCCCUAUUAUUAAGUCAUGUGUAGAUGGCUACAAUGUUUGCAUUUUGGCAUACGGACAGACAGGUUCUGGCAAGACAUACACCAUGAUGGGUACUGAACAGAAACCUGGAGUAAAUAUCAGAUCUAUUAGGGAACUGCUACGAAUUUGUCAAGAACGGGAGAAAAUUAGAUAUACCACUAAGAUUUCAAUGCUGGAGAUUUACAAUGAAACUCUUCGGGAUCUUCUUGUACAAAAUGGCAACUCUCAACUGGAGAUCAGAUCUCAAGGAAAAGUGGUAACAGUUCCUGGCAUGACAGAAAUUGAGGUCCUAACCGAAGAAGACAUAAAAAAAACCAUGUCUCUUGGUGAGAAACAUAGAACAGUGGCGUCAACUAAAAUGAACACAGAAAGCUCCCGCUCCCAUCUUAUGGUGAUCUUGCAUGUACAUGGUGUGGACAGCAUCUCUGGAGUUGUGUCUACUGCUGCUCUGACACUUUGUGACUUGGCUGGAUCAGAGCGCAUAUCCAAGACUGAAGCUACAGGACAGAGGUUGAUGGAGGCAGCAGCAAUCAAUAAAUCUUUGACUGCACUGGGACAGGUGUUUACAGCAUUAAAGAACAACUCUUUGCACGUACCCUACCGAAAUUCUAAACUUACUCAUCUACUUCAGCCCUCACUCAGUGGUCACGCUAAGGCAUGUGUGUUCGUGAACAUUAGUCCUGACAUGAAAAAUAUUGGAGAAACAAUAAGCACUCUUCAGUUUGGCUCAUCAAUUCAGCAAAUAGCGCUUGGCAAGCCUAUGCAACAAACAACCAAUGUCAAUCAUGGACCAUGACUGCACGAUGGAUAAAGUUAACAUAUUCGUGACAUUACUAUCUCAAGUGUAGUAACAUGAAAUUAUUGUUUGUAUUUAUUAUUGUAUGUUUGACAGCGACACAAGCUGUAAAACUUAUUAAUGCACUCAUCAUAAUGCAAUUUGCCAUCCAUCUGUGUCUUGACAUUUAGGGGGUUAUUUAUUAAAGUCCGAAUGCCAGAA